AUGUCCGACAAGAACGAGGUUUCCACCACGGAGCGCGUCGCUCCCCAGCCCGGCAAGAAGGCCGCCUUCAAGCGCCAUUGCCAGCGCUUCUGGUGGCUGCAUCUCAUCAUCUUCAUCCUUAUUGCCGUCCUUGUUAUCCUCCUUACCAUCUUUGUCGCUGUCCCCAGAAUCGCACAGGACAAGAUCAACCAUGCCAAGCUCGACAUUGUCGCGGUCAAGAUUAGCAAUGCCACCCCUAAUUCGUACCAGAUGACCAUCAACUCGACCAUUUCCACCGAUGGCACUGUCAAGGCCAACAUUGACCCCUUCGCCGGCGACAUGUACCUCGAGGACACGGAUGACAAGACCCCCUUCGCUGUCCUCAACUUCCCUGCCACCAACGCCAACAAGCACUCCAACGUCAACGUCGACCAACACGUCGAGAUCAAAGACAUGGACGCCUUCAGCAAGUUCAACACCUGGUUUGUCAACAACGAGACGCUCAGGAUUGGCAUCAAGGGAAAGACCAAGGUCCAACCUAGCGGUCUUAGCCGAAAGUACGACGUCACGUUUCAAAAGGUCCUCGAGGUCAAGGGGCUCAACCUCUUCAAGGGCACAAAGGUCAUUGAUCCCCGCGUUGAGCUCAAGGUUGACAACGGUACCGACCCCAACUUUCGCAACUUUUACGCCCGGGUUGAGCUCCCCAAUCCCUCGCACUUUUCCCUCGAUAUUGGCAAUGCCACCUUUAACAACUACUUCCUCGGAACCAACCUCGGCAAGCUCUACAUCAACGACCUCACACUCGUGCCCGGCAACAACAUCCUCAACGUCACCGGCAGCCUCGACCAAGCCCAGAUCAUUGUCCUUGCCUCGAGCGCCAAGCCUUACUGUGAGACUGGCGUCGCCGACUUCAGCCUCAUCGGCAGCAACGUCACCCGUGACGGCGCCGAGAUCCCUUAUUUCCAGUAUGCUCUGGCUCACGCCAACCAGACCGUUAGCCUCAACAUUACCGACACCCUCUACCGCUCCGACAUCCCCGCCGCUGUCACGUGCUCCAAAACUGCUAGCAAGUAG
Messenger RNA from Cordyceps fumosorosea ARSEF 2679, 1053 nucleotides. RefSeq lists its product as hypothetical. The record is from RefSeq and is a predicted model, not a curated record. The transcript has 2 exons. Lineage: Eukaryota; Fungi; Ascomycota; Sordariomycetes; Hypocreales; Cordycipitaceae. Gene Ontology annotation, cellular component: fungal-type vacuole membrane. The coding region runs from base 1 to 1053 and encodes 350 amino acids.